Molecule: messenger RNA, 5566 nt
Organism: Etheostoma cragini (Arkansas darter)
Lineage: Eukaryota; Metazoa; Chordata; Actinopteri; Perciformes; Percidae
Product: adhesion G protein-coupled receptor F5-like
Exons: 45
Coding region: 203-5464 (1753 amino acids)
Biological process (GO): cell surface receptor signaling pathway; G protein-coupled receptor signaling pathway
Cellular component (GO): membrane
Molecular function (GO): G protein-coupled receptor activity
Source: RefSeq, a predicted model, not a curated record
GUUUCCCAUAGUUCCAUUUGCAGGUUGACAGUCCCUACUCACAGGCUUCUUGUAAUGACACACAGAGUGGACAUACAGCGCAAGACAGAGGACGCUAGGAGGCUGCGCAACAUUGGAUCUCGUUGACUCAGCCAAGACAAUGUGGGAGAUUCCCUGUCCAAUGUAGUUAAAGUUAACUUGAAGAGGACAAGCCAUUAGAGGAAUGGCAAUAUCUAAGAAUGGCUUGACCAUAUUUUCCCUUCUAUUGACACUUACUAUUUUGGAAACAAGGAACUUCAUUGAAUGUUCAAGUCCGGUUUUACCGGUACAAAAUGGAGAAGAAGACUUUCUACCUCACACCAGGGAGAAAAGGAGUGCGCUGUUGGCUCCGGUUGAGUACACAGUGGAUGUGGAGCUGAAUGUCACCACUGUUGAGACGUUGGACUACCUUAGGAGCCUCCUGCACAACGGCAGCUUUACCCUGGCCUUGGGUCCCACUGUGAAUGUCACAGACGUUGACAUCACCACAGUGUGUUAUCCUAAUGGUACCAGCUUCCAGUGCACAUGUGAGGACCAGUAUGCUUGGUCCUAUAAUAACUGUCUUACAUACGGGGCGUGUGAUGAGAUCACCGACGAAUCAUGUGGGUGUAUCAACAGUAUCCCUGCCAAUGGGCAAUCCUGCCAGCCCAAGAAAGUACUUUCAGUUGUGUAUGAAUACCAGAUUUCCCUUGAGGUGAACACGACAAACGUAGAUCAACUGAGAAAAGACCUGAAAACAAUAACUUUCCCCGUCCCAAUCAGCAGCCAAAUAACCAUCUUAGAGGCUAAUAUCACUACAGUUUGCAGCCAAGAUGUGACUGGGUUCCAGUGCCGCUGUGAGGAUGACUACCUUUGGCCUUGUGACAAGUGUGCUGUCUAUGGGGAAUGUGAUGGUAGUACAAACAACACAUGUAGCUGCAUCAAAGCUAUUCCCAGAGAUGGACUGUACUGUCAGUCAAUACACCAUCAAAACGUUUCAGUGUGUCCUCGAACAAUUUCACCAUCAACAGCUCCUCCAGUUCUUUAUGAAUACAUCAUUUCUGUUGAGUUAAACACCACUAAUGUUACGCUAAUAAAUCAACUGAGGACCGUUCUGAGAAGCAUCCGUUGUAUCAAUGCCCUUCCUCCUGAUGGACGACACUGCCAGCCUGCUGAUCAAUACAACUUCACAGCUUGUCCUAGGACAACAACCUCUCCCCCACCUACAACUCCUCCAGUUUUUUAUGAAUACAUAAUUUCUGUUGAGUUAAACACCACUAAUGUUACGCUAAUAAAUCAACUGAGGACCGUUCUGAGAAGCAUCCGUUACCCCUUCAGCAUCAACAACCACAUACAAAUCUCUGAGGCCAACAUUUCUACAGUGUGCUCUCCUAGCAGUGGUGGUUACCAGUGUUUAUGUGAGGAUCAGUAUCGUUGGUCAUGUGACCAGUGUUUCCUGUAUGGAACCUGUGACAACAUCACUGAUGACACCUGUGGAUGUAUCAAUGCCCUUCCUCCUGAUGGACGACACUGCCAGCCUGCUGAUCAAUACAACUUUACAGCUUGUCCUGUUACAACUGCCUCUCCAUCUCCAACACCUAUUGUUACAACACAUCCAAACACCACCACAGCCACAUCAGCAACAACAUCUGCAGCCACCAAUUUAACAACAGUUAAUACAACAUCAACAACUGGAACAAAUUCAACACUUGACACUACUACACCCACAGCUUCACCAACAACUGCAGUAACCAAUUCAACACAAAAUAGAACAACAGAUUUACACACUACGACUUUUGAACCACCAACAACAUUUGUAACAAAUUCAACACCUGUUGUUACAACACAUCCAAACACCACCACAGCCACAUCAGCAACAACAUCUGCAGCCACCAACUCAACAACAGUUGCUACAACACCAACAACUGGAACAAAUUCAACACUUGACACUACUACACACACAGCUUCACCAACAUCUGCAGUUACCAAUUCAACCCAAAAUGGAACAAUAGACUUACACACUACAACUUUUGAACCACCAACAACAUUUGUAACAAAUUCAACACCUGUUGUUACAACACAUCCAAACACCACCACAGCCACAUCAGCAACAACAUCUGCAGCCACCAAUUUAACAACAGUUAAUACAACACCAACAACUGGAACAAAUUCAACACUUGACACUACUACACCCACAGCUUCACCAACAACUGCAGUAACCAAUUCAACCCAAAAUGGAACAAUAGAUUUACACACUACAACUUUUGAACCACUAACAACAUUUGUAACAAAUUCGACACCUGUUGUUACAACACAUCCAAACACCACCACAGCCACAUCAGAAACAACAUCUGCAGCCACCAAUUCAACAACAGUUAAUACAACACCAACAACUGGAACAAACUCAACGCCUACUGUUCCACCACCUGUGAACACUACAACACCCUCAAUGUCAACAACAAACUCAACAAUAGUAACUACAACAGAAGUGGUGAAAGUUAACACGACACCAAACACUGCAACAACUACUAGUACCAAGGCAACAACCGCUUCUACCACUGUCUCCACUAUCAACACCUCCAGCAGCUCAACAACCACGGCAGCUCCUGCUGCAUCCACAGCAGCGCCUCCAGUAUUCAAUGUGACGAUGUCGGUAGAACUAAACAAGACAUUCUCAACUGCCUUAAAUGAUUCAACAAGUCUUGAAUACAAGGAUCUUAAAUCAAGGAUUGAGUCAGUGUUAUGGGAGCAGUAUAAAGGAAUCACAGGGUUUAUCAGUGUUUCUGUCAACAGAUUCAGAAAAGGAAGUGUGAUUACAGAUUUUGGUGUUCAGACGACAAAGGUUGAGCCGACUGAAGUGGCUAAAGCUAACACAAAUAUCCCUGAUGCAAUGAAGUCUAUUGCCACAGUCAUUGGUUCAGUUACUGCAGAGUUCAACAGUCCAUUACCAAUCAGCGUACCAGAGCUCACGUAUACUGGUACAACCAUGGUGCUGACAUGUGGGCCUCCUGAGAUCAAUGUGGGAAACAUUAAUGGUUCUGAGUGGACAUUUAAGGGAAAGACAAUUACAGAAGGUCCAAGGAUUCAAAAAACUAAUUCUGGCAUGGUUUAUAACCUUAAAGUUGACAACGUCAUUCUUGCUGAUAUUGGACUUUACAAAUGCACUCUAAUGGGCAACGUCAUUAAUUUCAACCAACAAGUAGAUACAACAAAUAAAAUCAAACAAGCUCCCAUUGUACAACUAGAGAGUUUGGUUAACGUGUAUUGUGAUGGGACAGCAGGACAGAAAAAAACACUUGAGUGUUGCGUGCAGCCCUCCUUUACGGUCCGUUGGUUUACCUCAACUGGUGCACAGUUAAGUUCCAAUGCUGAAGCUAACUGUGUCAAGUAUGAUUACAUUCUUGAGAGCUGCAGCCCACCGAAAAUAAGUUUUGUUUGUAAGGUAGUUAACCUAGAGAAUUAUUCAAAAACAACAGAAAUCAACAUUUUCACAGCAGUUCCAACAUGCAUUGAUAGUCAGUAUGGGCCUGGACGAGUAGGCGACACAGCAAGCACAAAAUGUGCUGAAGGUCAGGCUGGGAGCAGGACUGCGGUCUGUCAGAAAACUGGGUGGACGCUUUUGAAGGACACCUGCAUCGUAACAGCAAUCAACGAAUUGUUCAUUUUUUCAACGAGUUUGGCGGAGGCUGAUGUAGCAAACUUUGUGGUGAAUCUAAGUACCACGGUCCAAAAAGAAAAAGAAAAAAUAGCAACGUCAGCCGCAACCAUAACAACUAUUGUUGACAUCCUAAACAGGAUUGCAAAUGUUUCCUCUGGUGAGGUCACUCCACCUGUGAUAGAGAAUGUACUUGAAACAGUUGAUGUCAUCAUUGGUAGUGACUCAAGACAGUCCUGGACAUUUCUGAAUGAAAAUAGAACCCGCAGUGCGAGCUCAGAACUACUCUUUUCAAUGGAGUCCCUGUCUGAAAGGUUGGUAGGAGCGCUUUCCCUUGAGACGCCACGGAUCUCGCUCAAUAGAAGCAUUACUUCUAACAACACCUUUACAGCCAAUCUGAACAACAGCAUUUCCAUAGACGUUCCAAACAUCCCCAGCAACAGCUUUUUCACCACCAUCACCUUCUUCACCCUUAAUAAUGUUAUGCCAGCACGAAACUCCAGCUUCAACACCACCAGCAAUGACACUGUCCCAGAUAAUGCAAUAAACGCUGCUGUGGUGCUAGCCAAAACAAAUGCAACAGUAAGGAAUGUUACUCUGCGCUUCAACAAGCUAAACAGCUCCCUGUUACUAAACCCACAGUGUGUCUUCUGGAACUUCACACAGUUUAAUCGGUUGGGGGUUUGGGACGAUGACGGUUGUACGUUUGUUUCCGAUAUAAACAACAUUGUGACCUGCAGAUGCAACCAUCUCACCUCAUUCUCAAUUCUGAUGGCAACAGACAUCCCUCCAGAACUGAGAGAAAUCUUAGACAUAAUCACAUAUGUUGGAGUUGGGAUAUCUCUGGCAAGCUUAGUUAUAUGUCUCAUUAUUGAAGGAUAUGUGUGGAAAGACGUUUCUAGAAAUAGCACGUCCUUCAUGCGUCAUGUUUCCAUCAUCAACACUGCCCUGUCUCUGCUGAUCGCUGACAUCUGUUUCAUUAUCGGGGCCUCUAUUGCCAAAAACCCCCUUGAAAACCCAGGGGAUGACUACAAGGUUCCAGUUGGACCAUGCAGCACAGCAACAUUUUUUAUACACUUUUUCUAUCUCGCCCUGUUUUUUUGGAUGCUUGUGUCGGGCCUUCUGCUCUUUUACCGCACGGUCAUGGUCUUCUCCCACAUGUCCAAAUCAACCAUGUUGGCCAUCGGCUUCUUACUAGGCUACGGGUGCCCUCUGCUUAUAGCCGUAAUUACUGUUGCUGUCACAGCACCAGGGAAUGGAUACAUCAGGGCAGACAAUGCUUGCUGGCUCAACUGGUUCAAGACAGGUGCCCUGCUGGCCUUGGCCAUACCUGCCCUGACUAUAACUUUCAUCAACAUUAUAAUUGUGAUCGUGGUAUUAUUCAAAAUGCUGAGAAGAGGUGUAGGAGACACCGCCCAAAGAGAUGAGAAGCAAACGCUGGUGGUCAUUGUCAGGUGUUUAGCCAUUUUGACUCCUUUAUUUGGACUGACCUGGGCGUUGGGAGUGGGAACCAUGGUAUCGUCAACCAAUAAGGGAAUCCACAUUGCUUUUGCAUUCUUCAAUUCACUACAGGGUUUCUUCAUUUUAGUGUUUGGGACACUAUUCGAUUCAAAGAUCCGUUCUAUCCUCUCAAGAAAAUUACCUACGCCCAGCACCGGCUCAAAUACAACCAGAAGUACAAGUGGAGGUAUUUCCUCUCUCAGUGGCCUAACCUGGAUCAAUCGACUGCGUAGAAGAAGACAUGUCUAUCGUGUGUCGGAAGUUGCAAACUCAAGAAGCACUGGUGCAUCGGAGUCCUUCGUCAAUAUCUGAAUUUACAAAUAAGACUGUACACAUAACAUUUAUUUAAUAACUGAUUCAAAAUAUGUGGCAGUUAUUGUAAGAUUUCAGUAAAAAAUCUGAAAGAAAAAAAAU